AUGCCCAGAACAUGGACUUCGUCAAAACGCGCCAACCGUGUCGAACCAAAGGCGAGUGAAUCUCUCCUUGAAGCUCAAUCUCGCAAAGAUGCAAACUUCUCGGAAGUCGAAGCCAGACUGCCGAAACGUUAUGCCAGGUCGGAGAUGGGCUUCAUUGACAAGAGAAUGAGUUUUCUAGGCUCGCACAACCCCUUUGGCAGGAAGGCCUGUCCUAGGGACAACACAGUAUGGGUCCUUGACAACACCGCAUACAAACCUACCCGACAAGGGGAUGAUACGGCUCAGCCAUGGGAAGCCGAAUUUGUCUCUUAUUUCUUUGGCUCGGGAGGUAGAGACCAAACAAAGUCUCUCAAUGGCCUUGCAGAAGUUAUGGGACUUGGCGACAACACCGCUCGGGACCCCGAGACCCGGAAGAGGAUGGAGGAACGUCUCAAGCCCCUGUUGAUGACCAUCGCACCAGCACGUACGGUGGAAAUUCUCAUUCCUUCGCCCGAUGCAGAUGGAAGCCCUCAGACACGAGUGCUCGGGCCCUCCGGCUCCGAUGGUAUCAGUAGCCAAACUGUGGCGGUCGGAGGCUCUGAUGAAGCUGACGGCAAGACUAUCACCUGCACGAGUGAGGGUGAGCAAUUUCCAGGCCUGAGUUGCAAAACACGCUAUGUUGGUCCUGAGGGUUGGGCCAUCAUCUCCGACAUCGACGAUACGGUCAAAACCACCCAGACCCCUAGCCCUGCGGGAAUCCUGCGAUUCACGUUCACCGACACGCCCAAGACGGUUGCUGGAAUGGAGGAAUUCUACAAAGUACUUGCAGAGUCCUUCAGAUCACCCGCUUGGUUCUACCUGUCGGCGUCACCUUACAACCUGUAUCCGUUCCUCCGCGAGUUCCUCAUCGAGCACUAUCCGCCUGGGACGAUUAUCCUUCGUGAUGCCCGAUGGCUGCACUUUGGUGGCCUGCUACAAUCCUUCACUGCUGGCGUGCAAGAGUACAAGACAAGCCGGAUUGAGAAGAUACGAUCCUGGCUUCCAGACCGGCAGUUCAUCUGCGUUGGUAAUUCAACGCAAUCAGAUCCAGAGGCGUACGCCCAGAUGUAUGCCAAGUAUCCUGGCUGGAUCAAGGCGAUAUACAUCAGGAAGGUGCUCGAUGCGCCGCACAUGGAGGAGCGAAACAAGAAUCAGAGGUUCAUCGAGGCAUUCAAAGAUGUCCCAGACCACGUCUGGAGAGUAUUUAUCCAGCCGCAGGAACUUUCCGACCAUAUCAAGCAUCUCGCCGGUCAAGCGCACCCAGGAAUGAUCGGCACCCUAUUGGGUCGGUGGUGCCAAACCGAACACGAUAUGAAAGCCAUACCUCGUAAAGGGCAGCUAGCACUUCCUCCGCUGUCCCCUACUGCUGGAACCGCAAUGGAUGCUCCGAGUCCUCUGCCAGCGGACGACGCCACGGUCGGUACGGGAACAGCAUAA
Messenger RNA from Capronia coronata CBS 617.96, 1455 nucleotides. RefSeq lists its product as uncharacterized. Gene Ontology annotation, cellular component: actin cortical patch. The transcript has 2 exons. The record is from RefSeq and is a predicted model, not a curated record. The coding region runs from base 1 to 1455 and encodes 484 amino acids. Gene Ontology annotation, molecular function: phosphatidate phosphatase activity. Lineage: Eukaryota; Fungi; Ascomycota; Eurotiomycetes; Chaetothyriales; Herpotrichiellaceae.